Molecule: messenger RNA, 1147 nt
Organism: Fopius arisanus
Lineage: Eukaryota; Metazoa; Arthropoda; Insecta; Hymenoptera; Braconidae
Product: prenylcysteine oxidase
Biological process (GO): prenylcysteine catabolic process; prenylated protein catabolic process
Molecular function (GO): prenylcysteine oxidase activity
Source: RefSeq, a predicted model, not a curated record
AUUCAAUUCUCGAUGACUUCGACAAGAUAUAUAAACUUCACGACGACGGGCAUGGAUUUCUGAAUGUAACCGAUUUUCUGGCAGCCAUGAAUCCCCGAUUCCCGGAAAUGCUUCAAGUAUCAAUAAGGGAUCACUUGACAAAUUUGGGAUAUUCAAAUCGAUUAAUUGACGAGCUAGUGCAAUCUACUCUGGUGGUUAAUUACGGACAAGAAACAGAUGUCCACAGUUUUGUUGGAUGUGUGUCGGUGACGGGGGCUGGAUCCUCCCUCUGGUCCAUCAAGGGUGGAAACAAGAGGGUGGUGGAGGGACUCCUCAAUAAACAUAAACACAUAAGGAUCAGGCCUCAUAUCGUGGAGAAAAUUAAAUACAAUGAACAAUAUGACUGGGCCGAUAAAAUUUCGUCUGAUUAUCCAUAUACUGUCACCCAUAAAGGAGAAAAUGAUGGACAGGCGGAUGAAUAUGAUAUUGUGAUUGUCACUGCACCUCUGACUUCCGAUCACCGCAUGCUCAUCGAAUUCCAAAAUUUUCCAAAUAAUGAGAAUUUUAUUUUCUCGGGAAAUUAUCAAACGACGUACGCCACUUUCAUUGAAGGUGAAUUAAAUCAUACGUAUUUUGGUGGUGAUUCGUCUAUUCAAGGAAUUCUGAGUUGCAAUCCUGAGAAAACGAUUGUUAGUUCUGUGGGAAAAUUGAGUUCAGUUGAAGGAGAGGAGUCGAGUGUCUGGAAAAUAUUCACGCGGAAUCCCUUGACCCCAGACAUUAUUGGAAGAAUGUUUUCAAAGAUCGAUGAGAAAACCGGUCCGAUUACGUAUGAGUGGAAAGCUUAUCCAAGAUAUUCGGUAAAUGAUAAACCAGGGAGUUUCAAGCUGCAUAAUGCUUUGUAUCAUGGGAAUCCCAUUGAAUGGGCAGCUAGUGCCAUGGAGAUGAGUGCAAUCGGAGGAAGAAACGUCGCUAUCCUUGCAUACAAUGAUUACGUGAAUCGUUGCAAAAAACUGAAGGAUUUUCGAUCGAAAACUCGAAAGCUGAAUUCAAAAAUCGAACUGUAAAUAUCAACAUCUAACUAUUUCUAAUGUUUCCAUCCGAAAUCGAAAAUAUCAAAAAUUCCUAUAAACUGUAAUUAUUAUUGUGGAAAUUUUAUUGCAAUUUUUUU